AGUGCGAACAACCGUGAGACUCCGGCUGUCACAGUCGCCAUCGGUGUACAUUCGUCCCGACAACGGGCUGAAACGGCAACCGGUUCGUGGUCAACGACGAAAACUCGGACGUUUGGUGUUUGGUGCUUUUCCGGAUACGACAGAUACUUUUUCUACGUUUUGCCUUUUGAUUUUGAUUUUUUGGUAAUUGUGCCUCUGGAUGGUUUUCGGUUGUGACGACUUCUUUUUGAUACGUUUCUGAUUAACAAUGUUGGCGAUGGAAUACUGCCUGCCCAUGGGCCACCCCCAAAACCAGCAGUCCCAAAUCAAAUACGCAUCGUCGACGAUGAGCUCCGAAACGAUAUCGGAGAGCUGCGGCAGCCGCAACAACCGCAUCCGCACCGUCCGGCUGGUGCGUCCGGUAAACGGCACUCUGCCGCCACCGAAUUUGACCUGCAAACACGGCCCCAACUUGGGUUUCAGCCUGAGGGGCGGCAGGGAGCACGGCACCGGAUUCUUCGUGUCCAACGUCGAGCCGGGCAGCGAGGCACAUCGACAAGGGCUGAGGGUGGGCGACCAGAUCGUCAGGAUAAAUGGCUUCACGAUCGAAGACGCGGUGCACAAAGAGGUCUUGCAACUGAUCUCGAACCAUACGCAUCUGACUUUGAAAGUGCGAAGUGUUGGAAUGAUCCCAAUAAAGGACAAAAAAACCGACAGUUUAAGUUGGCAAAUCAUCACAAACGACACCUCGUCGUUAAGAUCAUCUCCACAGCUCCACGAGAAGAUCCACGACGUCAGGAUCAGCAUUAUGGUGGCACCACGAUCAAAGUUAGGAUGCGGAAUAUGCAAGGGGCCGGAAUGGAAACCGGGAAUCUUCAUUCAGUUCACAAAAGAUGGUGGAAUAGCCAGGGAAGCAGGUCUACGGCCUGGCGACCAGAUUUUGAUUUGUAACAACGUCGACUUUUCAGACAUCCCUUUCAACGAGGCAGUAAACUUGAUGAAGACAUCCAGACAGUUGGACUUGGUGGUGAGGAAAUCGGCCGGUUCUGAACUAUUUCCGGGUGAGUCCUCCGGGUAUAACAGUUCAGCCAGUUCUGUAACGGGAGACCAAUCACCAUCCUGGAGUGAUUCCAAACGUCUGUCCAUCGUCAAGGAAGAAAGCCUCGAUUUAGAAGACAGACUCUCGCAGUUGGAUCAACGAUUUAAGAAAAUGUCCAAUAGUACAAAAUGGGAUGCCAUAGAAUGGGACGAGAUUCACCAAGAGGAGAAGCCCCUUUUCAAGCCAACCAUAAUAAAUCUAUCGGAGAACGGUACCACAAUCAAAAACAACGGUUCUGAGGAGGAGUUUUACGAAAGCACCAGAGACAUGAAGACUUUUACUGAACAACCACAUCAACCUCAACCGCCAGAAAUGAAAACCGUUGUUGUUGAGGUUCAUAGAAGUGAUGAAGAGAAGAGCAAGGUGGAGAAUAAUCAGCACAACAUUUUGAUGAAGAGUGCUUCUGUCAGCAGUUUUGGAAGUAUUGCUAGUAGAUCUAGUACAGCUUCUAGUAGUCUAUCAAGUGCAAUAUGUCAGGAAAUACAACGAAGAAGUCAAAAAAAGGCAACCUCAACAGAGUCAGAGGAGAAACCGUCGAUCGAUGAGCAGCUGCAGAUGAAGAAGAUCCUAAAAGGUGUUUCCCAGGACAAACAGUUCCAACACACCAAACUGAUGGAUGAGUUCAAGAAAGCUCACCAGAAAAUGUUUCGGACAGCUUCCGACUCCGAGAUGCUACAAAAUCGAAAUGGAAUUAUCUCCAAAGAAACAUCGGAUCGUCUGGCAAAUAAAGAGGCUGCAAUAAAAGCGUCAGAGAAAGUUCUGAGUGCAACAUUAAACAAGCCCAAAAAUGGCGUUGAACCUGCUAAAGUUCCUCCACCUCCACCUCCAAUGCCAACUGAUGAUGAGCCGGACUGCCCGGUCAAAAAUCACAAUUUAAUCGACACCCCGGUACCACCGCCGUGCCCCAAAGCAAAGCCAAAGGGAAAAGCACCCCCGGUCCCGGUGAAGUACUCGACCCUCUCCUACACCAACAACACAACCCCACAACCCAAACCCUUGGAUUCGGCGGUGUACAAGAACAUAACGUACCAGAACAACGAGAAGAACAACAUAUAUUCAACACCCGAGUACUACUGUCCGACGCCUGAUUAUGACACGCUGAGCAUCGCCUCUAGUACCACAAGCACAAGUACUUUCAGGCCCGGACACGUCAACGAUUCGGUGGAGAUGGAGUCGCUUGAGAGUUUCAGGCUGGAUGGUACCAACGAAGUUCCUAAGCCGCCCAACACGUACUUCAAGAAAAAUUUGUGUGGAACAUUAAGCAAUGGGUCUUCUGCCAAUUCAAUAAACGGCACACUGAGAAAACAGAGGCCGGUAAGUGUGACAAUAGGAGAAUACCCGACAAUGCGAAGACAACAACCCGGUAAGUUGGACUUCUUGGGGGUGAAUGGCGUGAAGGAAAACUCGAAGCAGCCCGUGUCGACACAGUUCUCGAACGAACUGGCCGAAACCUUAAAAAGGUCGAACCUGAGAAAACGCACUGAAUCUGUGGAAAACCUUCUUCUUCAAAACAAAGAAGAAAUUUCGCCACAAACGAACGGAUCCGUCCGAAUAUCGUUGAGCAACAACCUAAACAAAAACCUGGCCAAAUCCACAAACGACCUGUCCAACAAUAACGUGUACGAGAAAACGUUGCUGGCGAAAAAUCCCAACAACAGGGUGACGAUAAACAUCAACAAUUUGUUGGCCAGCCAAAACGAAAACAGAAAAACGGACAGUCCUAAUGGUAUUCUGAAAAAUAGUGUCAAUGGGGGACAAAAUAUCGCAAAUGCUCAACAUAAGCCUUUGUCUCAGCAGAAAAGCAUCACAUUUGGUGAGAUGCCGACUUUAAUAAAGGAAAAAUCUGCUCAAAUAACGUGAGGAAUAGGUAGAAUUAACUGUAUUAAUUUAAUGUGUAACCUCAUAUUGAAUACUGUUUAGAAACAAUAUUUUUUUAUAAUUAUACUAAUUUUACCAACAAAGUAUUUAUAUGUGUGCCGAUUUUUUGUGAUAUAUGUAUAUGUAUUGUUUGUAUAUGUCGACUUAAUUGUUAUUAUUUUUUUAAUAGUUAUUAUUUUACUAUAUUUUUGAUCCUGUUUAUACUUUUGUCAUUUAACGUAAAUAAAUGUAUAUUAUUGUC
Aethina tumida (small hive beetle) is the source of this 3197-nucleotide messenger RNA. Its product is annotated as harmonin. Gene Ontology annotation, biological process: rhabdomere development. Bases 248 to 2938 code for a protein of 896 amino acids. The record is from RefSeq and is a predicted model, not a curated record. Lineage: Eukaryota; Metazoa; Arthropoda; Insecta; Coleoptera; Nitidulidae. Gene Ontology annotation, molecular function: protein binding. The transcript is spliced from 15 exons. Gene Ontology annotation, cellular component: stereocilia ankle link complex; cilium; stereocilium tip.